Molecule: messenger RNA, 1144 nt
Organism: Microdochium trichocladiopsis
Lineage: Eukaryota; Fungi; Ascomycota; Sordariomycetes; Xylariales; Microdochiaceae
Exons: 1
Coding region: 213-812 (199 amino acids)
Source: RefSeq, a predicted model, not a curated record
CGUCAAGGCAUGACUAUAUAAAGUAUGUACAACAAGAAAUAAAGCAUGAUGAUAUGACUCUGGACAGCUUUUGGUAGCCCUCUGUAAUGGUUACGCCUUUUAUUUACUAUUUACGCAGAGCCCAGUGUGUGUGUGUGUGAGUGAGAGAGAGAGUUAAUCGGCGCAGAGAAAUAAUCAAAAGGGCACGUGGUCUCGGGCAUUCUUAACCACCAAUGGCUCUCUCUCCAUGCCUUCCCUUUGGGAAUAUGCCAUGUUGCGCAGGGGGGGGGGGGGGGGGCGGUCGUCCGUCGUCGAAAUCGCCUCGAGGCCCGCCCGCAAAUCAACUUCGGGGUGGGGGUGGUGGUAAUGAGCAAACCUGCACGACGACCUGCUGCUUCCUUUCACCUUGGGCGGCGCGCGCGCCGGCUAAAGACAAAAAAAAAGCAUUGCACCCCGGAGAGUUACAAGAGGGGGCGGUCCGUCCCUCCAAAAGAAACAAAACAAAAUCUUCUUUUUCUCCAGCAGGACGCACUUAUGUACAGGUGUUGUCAUUGAAGCAUGAUUCGGCCAACCAGGACGUCCGGGAUAUAUCAAACAGGGUGUUUGGGAAACUAGUGUACUCGCGUAGUCACCAGCCCGUCCCACCCACCCGCCAUAGCCUAUGUGAUACAGGAGGGGGAUGUGGGAGAAAGCAAAAAACAAAAAAACAAAAAAAAAGGUUCAAAAUUAUCUGUAUGUCAAUGGAACCCGGAGGAUGUUUUGCCCUGCUAAGGCGAAAACAAGAAAGAAAAAAAAGACGGAUGCUGCCCAUGGCCCCCCUCGGGUUUCAUUGAAGAAAAGUCAUUAAUCAUGAUGAACCAGCCUACUAUCACUCAAGCAGGGGGUUCAAUCAUAGAGUUUAUUACAGAAGCGAGGGGCCGUCGCCUAUCGUGUCGUGUAUGGCUUGUGUGGGCAAGAAAAAAAGAGUUAAGCACCACGACCAGGGAGGGGAGAGAUCAGGGCAAAAACUGUGGUGGAUGACAUGCAUGACUAGUACGUGCCUUGUUGGUUUUGGCUGGGGAUGCAAAAAAGGCUAAAAAGUCCAGUGUCAGUUAACGGUUGGGGGGAACCACCCAAGGGUCGGUAAAGUCCUCGGUUUAUCACGACAAGUAGAAGUCUGAGGCGA